This is a messenger RNA of Cylicocyclus nassatus, 15960 nucleotides long. The record is from the annotation of a GenBank genome assembly. NCBI's taxonomy places the organism in Eukaryota, Metazoa, Nematoda, Chromadorea, Rhabditida, Strongylidae.
GAUUGAUAACUUAUUACAUGAGAUCCUUUUCAGCCGCUGUGGACAAGAUGACCCCCACUUCAGGAGGGUCUGAGUCAAGCGAGCUCAUCACGUGUAUAAAUUGCAGACAGCUUAUCCAGCACAAACUGCAUAUCAGAUGUUGCGAAUGCUCAGCAACGAUUUGUAUAGAUUGUUUCUCUUAUGGGUGUGAAACGGGUUCUCAUUCUCGCGGUCAUAAUUACGAAAUAUGUGAUCCACUUGGUGGACGAACGUUCGACUCAAAAGGAAGUUGGGGUGCUGUAGAAGAGAAGAAGCUUUUGGCCGCUGCAUAUCGCUACAAGCUCGGCAAUUGGGGUGAGGUGACCAAGCUUAUGGAAACUAACCGACCCACCAGUCAAGUACAAGAGUACUACGAUCGUUUCUUCAUCCGUGGUCCAAUUGGACAGUUUGCGCUGAAGCGCUUGACUUGGGAGGAGACUAAGAGAUCCAUGCUGGCGGAUGGCACUCUAAGUCAGCAUGUUGAGGCUGAUCGGAUCACUUAUCUGCUAAUGGUUGAAGAUGCUCUAAAAGAUGGUAAAACCAGAUUAGAUCCUCAAAGUGCCAAUCUUACGAAUGAGAUUGAUGAUUUGGUUCACAAUCAUAUGAGUCGCAUGCAUUUGGAUGCUGAUGAGAGCUGCACUCAAGUCGCCGAAUCUGGAGUUCUGGAUGAAGUAGUUGACCUGGCUCUAAGCGAUGACUCUUGCGAUCCUUCCGAUGUGGAAGAGACUGACAAGAAGAUUCCUGAGGAUGCUUACUCUACGGGUCUUGAACCUGAAAUUGAUAGCGAUGAAGAGGACACUAAUAUGUCGACACCCUCACUAAGAACGAUAAAGGCGGGUAAUAGAACAGAGCACAGAAGCACACGAAAGACAUCGCGUCAAGGGAGCAUACAUUUGAGACCCAGCAAGGUGAGGGUGAGAUGCGGGUUGCGCAAAUCAACUCGCGAGAAAAGCAAUCGGUCAUCGCGUUAUAGGAGGGUCAUGCAGGACAGUUCAUCAACCGAUGAAGAAUCUGCCAGUGCGGACGAAAACGAGAGUAUGGAGACAGACCAGAGAUCUGUGGUUGACACUCACGAACCUACCCAUGGUCUCGAGAAAGAGCAUUCAACGGAUGACUAUACGGCCUCCGAAUCCGAAUAUACGAAAAGACCUUCUAAAGAGUUCAAUUUUAAUUCUAUGAAAAGGAAGAGACGAGCGAGAUUUGUUUCGAAAAAAGCACGACGACUUAAAGAGUUUCAGAAGCGGAUGGCGCGAAUGAAUAAAGCUGCUGAAUUGAGACUCAAUGAGCUAUCUGAACUCUGCCCAGCUGAUGAUAUUCGGGCAUUACGGGACACAAAACCAAAUUUAGCGCUGUAUACACAUGACUACGUUGCAAGACCAAAGGUCCGCCAGAGUGAUAUGGAUAUGUUGGCAUACAACGCUUCAAGAAACGAUUUUGAAUGGGAGUGGUUUAAUGACGCCGAACAAUUGAUCAGCCGCCUUAUGGUGCAAGAAUCAUCAGACAAAGUCGAAGAUCUCGAAAAUGACAUCAAGUUUGCUCGCCUUGAAAAGUAUAACAGAAUCUUGAAAGCGCGUAAAGCAUAUCGACGUGCUAUAGUGGAGCACGAAAAAAUCCCAGAGUUCUUCAGAUUCAUGAUGAACAUGACCAUGGAAAAGCGAAAAGCCAGUCAGAUUUUCGAACAACGCACUGCUUUGGACAAAUUGUUAGCUCGCGCUCAACAGUGUUUGACGAAGAAAGAGAUCGAGGAUCUCAGAAAUCACAUUGACAAGACAAAUGAACUCAUGGAUAGGAUAACAAAGCUUCAAGAUCUCCAGCGUAGCGGAAUCACCACUUUGAAAGAGGCCGUGCUUCUGAUGUCUAUACUACUUUGGACUCAUGCGAUUAUGGAGAGCCUGCCAUCCCUCGUUUUCCUCAACGUCGUCGUCGGGCUUUACUGCAGAUUUGCCAUCUCCUCGUCCUUGUUGGUGAUGAAGAAGAAACUUCGCUGCUCUGGCAAGCGUAAUGCGCAGUUCCGAAAGGAUGGUUUAACUUGCGCCUUGGAGAGUCGUAUUGUGGAAGACUGUUUGAUUAUAGAAGAAGUUCUCAUUCAAGGAAUAACGAAACCUUCCAUUAUGAAAAUGAGGUUGCAGAAUCCGCAAGUGCGGUCGAGCAAACCUCUCCGAUCAUUCAAUCUGAGGGCUCGUACAUUUCAAUCCGUUGGAGGAACAGGGAGCACUGCCAGGGAAACACACUCAAGUUUUGCGUCACAGUCCAUGCCGACUUAUCCAGUGAAUGUAGACGCUGUGCUAGGUGCUAAUACAGUUGAAGACAUAGCAGAUGCGCAUCCGGAUUUUGCCAGACUUUUACUCGACUGCUAUUCGGCUGGAUGCGAUCUGGAGGAGUACAAACGAGAGUUCCAGAGGCUGAAAAAUUUGCGAAUCAAACGGCAAGGAGGCGUCAAUCAAACGCUCAGUUUUUCCCUCUUCCCUUCUGUACCCUCAGAUCUGCCUGGUCACUUAUUCGUACGCCUAAUGAAGUUUCACUCGGUAUACGAAGGAGCUUGUAGAAAAUAUCUUUCGGAGGUGGUUAAUACAAGAGCGGAGGCAUCGUCCGCAUUCUCUUAUGACCUCUCAGCAAUCGGAGUUCAGGACCUUUUCCAAGGCGGCAUAGCCGAUGAUGUUGCCAUGGCAAACGUUUCCAUGCAAUACCCUCUGCAAGAAUACCAAUUCCUUGAACCCGUAGGUUUGGGCCAAGAACGAAUGACUGCGGAAGUUACUUAUUCACCGGCAUUGAACAGCGCUCACACGCAUAUGCGUCGCGUCUCGCACUCGUCUGCACGCGUGCUUGAUGGACAACAAGGAAUGACAGUAGGUACUGAAUUGGAAACCGCAUAUGUGCAGCAAGGGCACGGCUAUAUGUCACAGAAUACAAUGCUGCAGGGAGGCUCAGUAGAUAGACGCAUGGUUGCGACACCUCUGCCAUCGUGGUCAGUUCAGCAAACAUCGGUCAAUGCUGCUGACUUGCGCUCUCAAAUGGCUACUCCGUUGCCGCCACUGGAAAUCCGUCAGUGUCCAGUCUUGCAGCCGGGCAUGGCUCAUUCCCUUUCUCGCGUGGAAAGCAGGUCUAUGAAUACUCCAGUCCAACAUUUGCAAAGCAGAAUGUCGACACCUGUUGCUCGCGUAGAAAGUAGGCACAGUUAUAAUAUGGUAGCCGAGCCUCAAAGUCAACAGUACCAGCAAAUGCGAUCUGCUUCAGUCGUAAAUGCUUCAGGUGGAGAUAGUCGUACGUCUUUGACACCAUUGACUGGUUCUAGCGAAUCACUGCAUGAUCAAAAUUCCUCGUUCGCGACUCCAACCAAGAAAGCUAGAGCUCGCCGAAAAGUUGUGAUGGCUUCCGGACCAAGUUCUUCGCAGUCGCUGCCGGCCGUAACAUUACAAGGUUGUCAGAUGUCCGCGACCCCUAUUCCCGGAUGGCAACAGCAGCCAUCGAAACACAAUGUGACAGUGCUAGGACAAUCCAGUCAUGUACAAAACAGGGCUGUAAUGUCUGCUUCAGUGACUCCAUUGCAAAGGCAGUUAACUACACCUGCACCUGAUCAUCGUGAAAUGAUGAGUUCAACUCCCUUACCUGGUUGGGGAUCUGGUCAGAGUGCUUCCCAAGUUGAGCACAGUCCUUUAGUAUCGUCUUUGCCUCCGCUUUCCCAGUACACGUCAGCAGUCCAACAAUCGCGUCAGUUGAAAACUUCCUAUCCAGCGACGCAAGAUAGGCGGCUUGUAACUCCAGCGCCUCAGUCUUGUGAAGUGUUGAGUCAAAGUUCAUACGAGCAGCCACAGUUGUAUACGCAGUCCCGGGACAUCAUGACUCCUGCUUCGUUUGUUCGACCGGAUAGUGUGGCAGUUCAAUAUCCACAAGGCCAAGUUAUGGCUGGUUCAACGGAAUUAUACUCGCAGUCAGCUCUCCCCUCCUACCAGUGGUCGGAGGCAACUUCCAUGAAUGUUUAUCAGCAGGGUCAGUAUGUGCAGCAACAGUCCUACAAUCAGCAGUCGCAGUUUACUCAACAAAUCAACACCGGUAAUCAGCAAACGGCGUUUGCCUCGCAAUCUUCACAGUAUGCCAGUCAUUCUGUUCUUCCCCAGCAGUCUCAGUAUCCUCAAGGCACCGGUGGAGGACAAAAAGUAUCUGCCUUUUCGCAACCGUAUAACUACGUACAACAGUCCUACUCAUUACCAACCUACCAGCAACAGUCCCCUUUCUCUCAGGAUUCUUAUGCUGCAAGUGGCUACCCACAGCGCUCGCCGUAUGCACAGCAGCAACAACCGGCGGAACAACAGUCACAGCGAAAACAGCAAGCGCAGUCUCAGGCACAGCAGCAGAAUCAAACCAUUCAGCAACAACUCAGUCAACCGGCGCAGCAACCGCAGCACCAUCAGCAACAACAGACAAUACAGCGUCAGAUUUAUGAGAAUUCCGCUCAAUACACAGGGUUCAUCCCAACGUACACCACCCAAAGUGCUUGUAUGCAAGAUGUGCACAAUGCUUCAGGGACAAUGCAGGCUCAUCAGAUAACUAGUUGCGAGAUUGCUCAGCAUGUGCCUGAGAUCCGUUCACAAGCACAAGCUAAUUUCUCUCAAUCAAUAUUAGACAUUAGAAACUCUUCCACUGGCACUAUCGGUGAGCCUUUGCAAAAUGAAGAAGGUGUUACUCCUAGAGAAGCGAACGUGAGUCUUAACGACAGCAACUUCAACAGCAUAUCCGAAAAUCCUAUGGUGAAUACGCUAGUGGAAGAUGAAAUCACUUUCGGAGUUACUCAAGUGCCUCCUCCGCCUCGAAACGAUUCUGAAGCAACGGUCCCUGCGCGCGCAUCACCUGCUUCUGUCUCGCCAGAAUUCAUUGAAGGCGAAGAUGAGACAAAUUCACUCAUUCCCACCAUUUUCUAUUCAACCAAUCAGAACGAUCUGUCAGAUCUACGCAUACAAGACUCUCCAUUGGAAAAGGGUUUGAACUGUCAGCAUUUCCGCUUCGAUAUAAUUUUGGCAAUGAAACAUCACCGGAUUGGUAAAGAAGAUUACGAACGUACACUGCAGGAAUUAGACCAGAUGGAAAAAGAGAAGUGUGUUGGGCCACUGGGAGAUAUGCUCAUGAAAAGGUUGGGGCUGAAGCGACAAUCUCAGCAAAGCCAUGGAGGAAAGUUCAGCGUGGAUGAGCUUGUGGCUGCAUUUGCUGCCAACGCCAGUGUACGUGACCGCAGUAAGAAAAUACCGGAGCGUCGAGGAAGCUCAGAAUUAUUUAGCGAAAUUUUGAACGAGAUCGCGCAUCCGUCGUAUGGUGCUCCCUCGUUGGCGACUGAGUCAUCCGCUGCUCAUCAAUCGAACGAACCAAAUAUCUUACAGUCAGGGGAUGCGAACGAUCUUGGUUUCCUUCUCUCAGAUGAUGUAAUUGCUGAGUUUGACUCCAUGUCGAAAGCAGCGAAGUCUGCGCAGAUUGCUGAAUCUGUACCAUACAGCUCCAUUGCUCAGAAACAUCAGUCUCAAACUGGACAAACUGGAAUCUUGCAACAUCGCAUUGAGAGUACUGCUCAAUCUUCUUCAGCUGCGCGUGACCCGGCAUCUGCACAUCUUUCUAGCCAAAAGACUGCUAAGCACUUAGUAAGAGAUGACAGAUUGGAUCCACGCUCUUCGUUAUCCUUCGGUCAGCCUGCCAUUCCCGCACGCCGUUCUCCAGAUCACGAGGAUAUUUCGUCGGCACGGAAAAAGGAUGUCAUAGCAAAAAUUGGUCCGAUGUUUCCUUCCACUUCUAAAGGAUCGCGGACAUUGGUCACCUCUAUAGCUGCAGGUGGACGUAAUUUGCACGCUGAACAAUCGGUAGGAGGCAAGCAUACAGUAGAGAAAACAGAACGCAAGGGAGUAGUGACCAUUGGUGGUCCAGCAUUACCUGCUCGACGCUCUGAUGUCUUCAAUCAAGCAGAAUAUGAAGCUCUUUCUCCCGAUUCACCUGUGGUUAUAACCCCUGAACCACUCUCAGACGAGCCGGAGUGGUGGCGAAAGGAUGAAACGCAGUUCAAAAGUCGCACUUCUGGCACAGCUGCAGUUUCCGCUAUGAUGGGCACAGUUUUCAACCGCCAGUCAGUUGAUGAUCCGAGGUCUUCUGCGAGACUUGAGGUGCGCACCUCCGAAGGAAGCAAGUAUACGUCUGCUAGGAUGGAAGAGUCGUUUGCAACGCAGAAGUCUUCCUCUUCUGGACGUGCCGAUAUUAAAAAAACGCUAGUAAAACGUCAUGGAUCAGGCACUGUCCUCCACCAUGGUGAGACAUUAUUGAAUUCGGAUGUCGACGAGUGUGAGCCAAGCACGAGUAACUCGGACCUAAUCAUGAAGAGGACUUUGAAGAAAUCUAAGAAAUAUCUUAGCUCAGAUUCAUCAUCGGAAUCGGAUAAAGAUCAGUCUCCAUCAGCUGCUCGCUUGCAUUCGUCUGAAAAAGCGCGAAGAUCACAUUCACCUCACAGUUUUCGAUCCAUCUCUCCUAGCUCCACAAAGAGAAAGCUGAAAAAGGGUUCACUGGUAGUGAAGCAUGUGAAGGAAGCUGUUAUUAAAUCAGGCCUAUCCAAAAUGGAUCUUUCCCGUGAAUUGCUGGCAAAACAGAUUUCUGAAAUUAUUGAGGAAGAGCGGUGUAAGUUACCCCCAGAAGAAGCAAAGCAGCUUAAGAGACCACUUUCUCCCGCGACGCUAGAUGUUGUCAUCCAAGACCUAAUGCAGCAUCAUAUCUCCGAGGAUAGCAGCCCUAACCGGGAGUUGUUCGCAUCGAAACUACUUGGCACGGAUCUUUUUUCCAAGCUAUUCUUCCGCGCGGGAAGAUGCGUCUUCAAACACUAUGAAGAAAUGGAUGACAUGAGUAAGAAAGACAAAGGAAAAGGUUCCAGUCAGCGACGCAAGUUAGCUGGAUCGCGUAAGAGAGACACCGAGUUACUGAGAGGCAUCAGAAAAUCUCGUGAAAUCCAAAAACAUAGGGACGCGGUCAGAGCUGCAAGGGAGCCUACAGAAGCAGAGAAGGCUGCAGCUGCUGAAAGAGCGAAGUUGGAAGCCAUGCCGUGGUUAGCGCGAGCUACCUUCAAACCUAUAGUUCAACAAGGAUCCUCUUCAAGAUUUGUCAUUCCAAAAAAAUCUUCAGCAGCUGGGAAUAGUCGACAAGACAUCUCUCGCGAUUCUUCCAAAAUGUCACGUCAUAGCGACAGUGAUGCCAAAUACCAUCCUGAUAAAGGAAAAGAAUUAUCUGCUGUAUCUCAGAAAUCACAAAACGUUGAAGAGACUGAAAUCUUGAAAAGCAGUCGAUCGGCAGAAGGUCUUGACAAAGAGCGAGUGAUGUUUUUGAGAGAACAGAGGUCGCCAAAUAGAUUCGAAGAAGUUGCCGUUACGUUCUCCUUUGCAGUAAUUCCAAAGUCUGGGUUACACAAGGCCAAGGUCAAACAUAUAUGGCCACUGAAAAGAUGGAGAUCCGCGGCUAUAUCCUUAGAAGAACCUGUUGAUUUCUCUUCACAUCAUUUUGUUGAGGAACGCGAGUUUGUCACACAUAGUUCUGCAAGUGGAGGCAGUCAUAUGCAUGAAGAUGUUGCCGAUAGCGGAAGCAAAAUUGAACGCAAAAUUGAAGAAAAAUCUCAGCUCAGCCACACAGAGCCCAGUGUCUCAUCCACUAAAGCGGAGUGCGCUUCUGCGACUGAGGCAGAAUUAGCAGCGCUUGCUCUCCAGGAGGAGUUGUUCAGGAGUGAGCAAGUUUCUCCAGAUGACCAGUUUGAUGCCUUACGUUAUCUUGCUGCUAUGCCAGAGUCGGAAUUCCAAGUCGGUAGUGACGAGGCCGUAGCGUCAACUUCAAACGUAGUGCAAAACGAAGUUCUCCCAUCUAAGGUAGAAACCCCUGCGAGCAUUGCUGUUUCAUCUAAACUUUUUUCUCCUGCAAGAUCACGUGACGAAAAUCAGUUUGAGCAGGCAGACUGGAUGAGAAUUGAGCAGGUGCCGCAGCCAUUUUUUGCAGCUGAUUUCGACGCAGACCCUUGGCGCCUUCCACUUCCCACAACUGAGUCACUUACACCUAAACACGCUCUGGAAAGUCCUCAGACAGCGGCGGUGGUGUCAUCGUCCUCUCUCUACUCGACUCUUCAGGAAGAAUUAGAUAUAAUCGUUAGAGACACACUGGGAGACACGACCUACGAUCGCGUAAUUUCGAGCACUGAUGAGAUUUCGCAACUCAAAUCGGGGAGAUUUGAAUGGCCGAAAGCUACUGUACCUAUACGUAGUUACGCUUUGGAUGUUAUUCUUCCAAAACUUUCAUGCGACAAGUCUAGAAUCCCUAUUAUCGACAUGUGCCGUUGUGAACGGUGUCGCACCAGAUGCGCAUACUUCUGCGAUGAAGAUGAGUGGAAAUACCUUUACGAUCGUGCCGUUCUACAGCGUAAUAAGCAGGGAUCUACCGAUCAAAAUGAGGACAAUCUCACUGAAGAAAUGUGUUCCACUUCGUUCUCAGAGAAAAAAUCAGCUGCAGAUGGGACAGAGACGAGCCAAUUUGUUCGUGCAUACCAUCAUACUUCUGACAAUCUCGACCAGACUACGCAGGAGGCCGACGAAGUCCUCUCAGUAGCGGGGUACUUUUGCAGAGAUUCAGAUGAUCGUAUGGAUUGCUUAGGGAUAGUUCGCGAACGUGUGACUGAACAGCGAAGCGCCAGUUUUGCUCCUGCUGGCGUAUCCACUUCGAUAGCUCAGAAUUUCGUAAAUCAGUCCCGUUGUCGUGGUGCCAAAUAUCGAUGGCCCGUUCAUUCAAAAGUCCAUACUUCCGUGUCCAUGAGCAUUGCCACAACAUCUAUUGAUACACGGAUAAAAAGGCCAUCUGCAUGUGAGGGAAUAGACAAUAUUGUACCCGUUUAUGACAGAGUUUACGUCAGCAGCACCUUUUUUACUGAAAGUGCGACGGAACUCUUUGACUUCGAACGGAAAGAGUACCAAGAAGACGCGUACAUGUUAUGGUUCGAUUAUCAACGUGCAGUCGAACGUGUCUCUUUUUGCACCAAUGCAGAACCACUAUCUAUCCCUUUCUGUAGAGGAACAAGUGGUCGAAUGGACACUAGAAUUGUUCUUCCAAUCCGUCAAAAGAUAUUGAUACGGUGUUCAUUGAGUACUUUUCAUGAACCUUUGAGUAUUAUUCUUCACCGUGAACGACCAUUUGCUCGCGAAGGGAUUUCGAUUCCUUUGAUCACUAGGGAAGCCAAUCGAAUGAGUGUCGUCGAAGUUUGCCAAAGUAGUGUCAAACCUAGUUCCUUUGGUGAAACGAAAGCUACUAUAAAUGUUCCUCGAUCAUCUGCUGAUAGCCUUAGCAUCACAUGUGCGAAAGCGACGUUUGACCAAUCAUGGAUAGCAGAGAGAACAAUGCGUGGAAUAAGUACAGCGCUGGAUUGCUCUCGUUCAGAAAAAGUCAUGAUGAACAUUUCCCAAGUAGACGUAAGAAGAAGGAAACUCAAUACUUCUUUCUUCAAGGAAGCUGUCUUCGCUAUACCUAGAGCAGAGUCAUCGUCACUAACAUGCUCCACACUGACGUCAGAAUUUUUGCGAACUGCAUCAAGCGUAGCGGUAGACAUCUCACUUCCCCUGGUUGUCCAUGACUUCACCUGCUACAAUUCGUGUAUGCUACGACUGCAUAGAAGAAGACCAGGCUCUACAGGAUCUGCUGAAAUUGGACUUCCUGUUGCUCGAUCUAUCUCCGAAUCUCUAAAUGUGUGCGAACUCAUUGUUGAAAGAAGGCGUCGAGCGUUUUUCGCGAGCAUCGCAAUUUCAAUUACUAUACCUAGGAUCACCACCACAUCGCUCACCAUUAUCGAUGCAUCUAUAGAAAAGAAGUGCAGAAGUGCUUUGGAUUCGGUCGUAGGAGUGAUGCCCUUAGCACGCUUAGCAUACAGUGUUUACAACGCGAUGAAACUGAAUGUCCGACGCAAGAGAAUGGCACAAACCUCAUGCGCAGAGAAGAAGCUUGAAAUCCCGAGAACAGCUGUCGCAUCUUUCUGCUCCACCGAUCUAUAUGUAGAUUAUGCUCGCCCAGGAAUUCAGAUGUCGGUCGAAUUUCUUGUGCCAAUACCGCGCAGAGAAGACACCAUAUUGAGAAUUUCGCAGCUCAGAGUGAAAAGGCGCAGGGCACCGUGCUUGGCGGAAGUGGAGCGAAGCGAGCCUAUUCCCAGAAUCGACUUUACUGAAUUAAACGUUUUGGAGUUGACUACGUCUCGUCAAAGGAAAAACGAAGAGUGUAGUGUUGAGCUUGUCACUGCGAUCCCACGUCAUUAUGAGACCGCUGGUACGAUCAUGGACUGUCGGUUCGGUUUCACUCGUACCUUCAUGGACAAAAAGGCUGCCAGCUAUACUGUUGACAUACCUCGAGAAGAGAAAUGCUCAACGCACAUUUUGAACGUGAGGGUGCGACGCUCUCGUAAGCAGCACACAUCUCAUGUUUCUUUCACUUCAGAAUAUGCAGAUUCGGAUGCUUAUAGCUUAUCAGCCUUUGAGAGCAUAUGUCCGCUGACACGAAAGAGAGAGCCUAAUGAACUGGAACAAGAUAGCAUGGUUGUCGUCGACAUCCCUCGCGUUGAGACAGAGCAGCUUCGUAUCUCAACGCUGAAAACCUCGAGAAAGAGAAAGCUUGCUGCGGAAUCUACAACAUUCGUGAAGAAGUUAGCAUUAGAAGAUAAGGCUGACUUGUAUCUCACUGAAAGGAACUUCUCUAGCUGUGAAGAACGCUCCACAGAAGUGGUAUACAUCAAAGAUCCUAGAUUGCCAGAGAGAUGCUCCAGUACGUUCAUGGAAGUGUCCAACAAAUGGAGAACUUUCGCUCAUCAGCAUGUGUCCAAUCGUCCGUUCUCAUCACACAUGGUCACCCAGUUUGCAACAUUGCUACAGCGUGUGUUUUCUGGUGCUCUGAAUCGUGAAGCUAUCACAAUGCAGCAGAUUCAUCGGAUGGCAAGGAAUGCUCACGGGCGUUACAGUAUGGAUGUAUUCACGGAUCCUCAAAAAGUGCUGAUAUCUGAAUCUGUGUCUAGCAGUUUGUGGAAUAGCCUGAUCAAACUUAGAAUGCAACGGAACUCCACCGAAAUUUUGAAUCGCAAGGUUCUUUCUCCGUUGUAUCUGUUUCUCGGUAUACCGAAUUUGCCCCGGGUUGGAAGACCCUGGAGGAAGUGGCUCAAGCCUUUGGAGCCAACGAUAGAUUCAAAGAUUGGUUGGCAACUUGCGCUAUGCAUGAGAAUACCAGACAUCGUGGGCGUUGAUGAUAUGGACUACAAGCUACAAGCAAUCAAAAUGUGGUGGACUAUAAUGAUGUUGAAAGGGACCGUUCCCUGGUCUGUUUAUCCAUGCUUUUCUCGCAGGCAGCUAUUCCUUCUGGUCCGUUUACUUGAGAUGCUGCAGGAUGUCAAUAGACCACCAUUCUCACUUUAUCCACCCAAGGCAUUUUUCAAAGCAGUGAAGAAGAUUCUACGCCAUCCUCGAAUAGAGUUGAUACCCAAGGAUGUAUUCCAUCCAGAUGUGACCAUCAUGGCUACGCUGCUCAAGUUGAAGCCGAACAGGGUGUUCCAGCUAGAUCGUUCUCUUCCUGAACUGCUCUCGCAGUGGUUAGAUGAUAUGAACUAUAUUGACGCAUACCUAGCAUAUGACGUUGAUAUUGUUCCUAUUCCUCAGUCUAAAUUUUUGACAAUGACUGAGUGGGCAUGGGCUAACUAUAGCCAAGGAUGUGCUCUUGACUGGAUCCGCUACGACCGCACCGUUGAUCUCGGAGAUACUAUUGCAAAAUUGGUCGGUUGCCUCCAAGAUGUGACUUUAUCAUUCGAACAGCGAAGAAGGAUUUCUAUGCUGAAAAGCGCAUUGCUCAGUUUUUCCAAAUAUGAUGAUGGACCUGAUCUCAAUCAAGUACCUAUCGAUAUAAUCAACCCAUUUGCGUUGUCUGCUUCUUUGAUCUCAAAAAUCCCGAUGCCUGAUGGUUUUGUUGAUGAAUGCUUCGCGUUUCUUGCAGAGGUUGCGAAAAAGUCAAACCGGUUACGCCAAAAUCCUACAAGAAAAAGCACAGGAAGCUUACUAAGUUGGAAAUGGAAACCAAGCGAAAGGCUGGGCUUCGUUGGCAAGCCUACAAGCGAUGGCACAAAGGUCAUUGGCAAAACGACGAUUAGCACUAUCUUCGAAGAGUUUUGGCGACAAAAGUCAUUUUCGACCACUUCCAACAUUAGCCGGGAAGAGAGCAUGGCGUUAGACUCAUUCAAUCCUCAUUUAUCCACAAAUUUGUCAACUUGUCAGCUUAAUUCAACGAAUGUACAUCAACCCAAUACUUCAAGUCGUAUAGCCACAUCAACUCAACAUUCUCCUAAUACUGUACAGAGCGGAAUUACCACAAACACUGAAACGAUUUCGCAACCUGUCAAAGAACCAAAUCCACAUCCACAUAAGAAAAUCGCGAAGGCAAAAUCGCUACAGAAGCCAUCUGCCAAUGUUCCAACAAAUGUCGAGACGUCACAGACCGGUGAUCGCAAACGAAAGGAGCUGGUUUACAAUGAACACACGAGCGUGUACUCCCGUCCAAUGAAAAAAUCCAGGAUAGAGAGGAGAAAACGUGCGCGAGUCAGGGCCAGCGAUGAAGAUAGUUCACCAUCGGCUAAGCAACACAUGUUGAAGAUUCCGGAGCAUCGGCUUUCCAAAAUUAGACAUACAUUGGCCAGACGGGGAGUGAAGACUGAGAAAAUGGUUCAUGAAACUGUGUUAAGAGCUACCGCUCUCGCAACGGCUCAAAAAGCUGGUGUAUCUUUGCCUUUACGCAGAUCUUUAAAACGUCAGCUAGUACCGGAAUUCGCGCACACCACUGCAACAGAUAAAGAAUUAUCUUCUUCAAAUACUGGGAAAAUAAAGAAGAGCCGAGCUGCCACGUUAUUUGACAUAGCUAAUUUUGAAUACGUCCUCGAAAUGUCGCUACGCCGCCCCAGAACAUUUGUUAAUUUGUACAAGACGAUGAAAUACCAGUACAGGAUUAUCGAAAAACGUCGUUGGGUGGAGAAAAACGGAAAAUUGUACGAUAGCGCCCAGUUCGAUAAGUUCAUGAUGGAAUACGAUCAUUCCGAGGCGAAAAUGCUGGAAAAGGCGAAACUUCUGAAGGCUGAAAAAGAUAUGGAGAUGGUGCUGGGUAUUAGCAGGGCGGAUGCUAUAAGAAUGGAAAAAUUCUCUGUCAAGGAUAUCGCCCACUGGUAUGGCAUGAAUGCGAAGUAUGCCGGAGAAGCCAGAAUCCUCAUCAGCAAAACUUUGGAAGAUGCCAGCAGACUCGAUUCUGCCAUAAGGGAAGUAUUGAGGCAAGAAGAUGAUGCUGAAAAGCGUUCAAAGGAGCAAGCUUGGAAUGCCAUGUCAGUCAGAAUGAAUCCUGUUCUUGAAAGGGAUGCUUCGUUUAUGCGCGGAGUAUUUACUGAAAGAACUGGGACUCUCUCUGGGUUCGAUGGUGGAGAUAUCAGUGGAAAGGGUGACCUGAGCGGAUACGUGCUGUCGCAACCACGCAGUGGAGGUUUUGAAGACAGUAGAUUGCAAACAUCAACACUUAGCCUAUCGGGAACGAACGAAGGGAGCCUAUCGGGAAUGAACGAAGGGAAAGUUAGAAAUGGCGGAAAUGCGAAAGCCUCAGGCGAUGUGAUGAACAUACCGCAUUCGAGACUCCUACAGAUUUCUGAUGCUGUGAUCCCGCCUAUAUUCCACAUGCAAAGCCGAAUCCCGAUCACAUCCGCGUUUGUGGCCGUCUUGCUUGGGAUGAAUCUGGAGUUCAAAGCGAUUGUUCAAUUCGUGCCAAGGUUCAAGCGCUCUCGAAGAGUAGAUGAAGAGAUAGAUUUACUACCGCCUGGUGACUUCUCUCCAUACAGCACUGACGAUGAAUGGGAAGAAUAUUAUGAGAAGAAAGACCGUUAUGAGAACAACCAUGUGUCGCCUAAGCAACUAUCUUGGAAGUCCAGCGGACGUGCUGCCGAAGAGGACGUUAUUGAGAGUGCUUCGGAACCAGACAGGCACGAGCACUGUGACUGUAUUGUCGACCUAACACGUGUUAGGGAAUGGGUUCAAGACAUCGAAUGCUGUACACUUUGGAAGAGUCAUUCGGAUUGUGAUCUGAUACACUAUGGUUCCCAUGCAAAAACACUCUGGAAUAGCCUGCACCAGAUACCACGUUCCUCAUCAGCGCUUUCAUGUGUUUCGACGGGGAAGAUGCCAGUUCUCGACCUCAGAUCUAAUCGGUCUACAGUGUCAAAGCGUCAACGUCGCAUCCGAUCAAGCUCUCUUCCUACGAAGCUACACAAAUACAAUGUUCCAAGGUCAGCCUCUGUACCGCCUUCGUGGAAGUCACAUCCUGAAGCCGCUCCAGAAUCUGAAUCAAGGCUAAGCCUUAGUGAAUCUCGGCGCGAUCGUCUUAUGUAUCCGAGAAGACUUUCAGCCUGUCAUUUUUAUUCGUACGGUGCUAGAAACCUAUCAAGAAGAAGGCGUUUCACUCGAAAACAACCGACAACUAACCGCAUUCCCACACGGGGACAAGAGUUACCUGAGCAAUGGAUCAAGAGAGAAAAUUCAUGUCGUCAUGAUUAUUUGAAAGGAGUUCGUUAUCGGCUGCAGAUUAAAGCACAGCACCAUAUCCCUGUCGUUUGGUGCGUUAGAUCUGAGCACAACUCUUCCCCCAUUGAAGAAAUAGAAAUGGAUGAAGAAGUAGUGGAGGCACAACCCAUCAGAACCAGCGAACCACGCGAGUGCCCGUUGAAGUAUCCAAUCGCAGUGUAUAACCCACCACCUAACUGGAAUACUUUUAUGGAGUGGAAACAGAGAGAAAAACGUACCGUCAGUUUGUGCGAAAGCUUAGAUCACCCGACUGAGCCCUCGGCGUUUCAACGAGUUCUCCAGAGACCACAACCAAUCUAUUUGAACAGGCUCGAUGCGCUUCUGACGUCAGACGAUGAUGAAAGGGUACCAGAAUGGCCUCUCCUGAGGCAGCUUCGUGAAAUGGAGCGUGAACUGCUGGCCGCGGGCAAUCCUAUUGCAGUCGAGCGGCAGAGAAUCCGUGAGUACAAUAAGAAACUACGCAGAGAAGCACGGGAGAAGGAAAGUGUAGAAGAGAGACUUCGUUUGAUGCAACGUUUCUACCUGGAAUACUUCCUUGCACAGCAGCUGUUUUUGGCACAGGACCACGGUCUGAGCACAGGCGACAUCACCAGAACAAGGGACAAAAACACAGCGUUCAAGCUGGUCGCACACCAUGACGUUCCGUCCGGCGAAGAUGACGACGAAAUGAUUGAAGUUGGAUUUGACGAACCUGCGGAAGAAGAUGUUGCGCAGUCCUCGACAGAUGAUGAGUUUGAUGAUGAAUCAGCCGAUGAACAGGAAUUGUGCGCAGAUCCAAACCUGGAUUCGGAAGAUGAUUCUGUUGAAGUGGCUUUUUCUGAGCCAGAUGCUUCCUCACAUUCAUCACAUGAUAGCAUAUCAUUACCGGAACAAACUGGAGCCCCACCGAAUGCAAAAUCAUCAAGUUCACCUGAACUUUGAGCAGUGAAUUUUUUGGAGUACUUAAUUUCCUUUUUUUUCGAAGUUAGAUCUCUUCAGUUUGUCUUUACGACGUCUCUCACCUAUAUCUUAUGAUCUGAUAGUGCCCGUUGAAUUAAGUUGACUGUUGAAUAUUUUUAUUGUACAUAUUUAUCAAUUUUUGGUGUCACGCGUCAUGCUCUCCUACUACUGGUGUCUAAUAAAAUUUGGUACUCAUCUAUUUUUUCUUCACUGUACUCUUCUCAAAUUCUCCUCAUCCAAUGAGCUCUUAAUUACGUGAAACUUCUUUUGUUCCUGGGUACUCUUCAAUAAUUUUAUACAUAUGUUGUAUUAUACUGCAUUUUUCAUGCAUUAUUGUCAUCUCACCACUUUGUCUUGUUUUUCCUGAAAUGAAGCGUUGUUGCUGUCA